Molecule: messenger RNA, 1104 nt
Organism: Colletotrichum karsti
Lineage: Eukaryota; Fungi; Ascomycota; Sordariomycetes; Glomerellales; Glomerellaceae
Product: peroxiredoxin 1 variant 2
Exons: 3
Coding region: 1-1104 (367 amino acids)
Biological process (GO): hydrogen peroxide catabolic process; cell redox homeostasis; response to oxidative stress
Cellular component (GO): cytosol
Molecular function (GO): thioredoxin peroxidase activity
Source: RefSeq, a predicted model, not a curated record
AUGUCUUCUGCCUUCGUCCAACGCCCUGCUCCCGAGUUCAAGGCUACCACCCUUUUCCCCGGUGGCGAGUUCAAGGACAUUUCCCUGUCUGACUACCUCGGCCAAUGGGUUGUCCUCCUUUUCUAUCCCCUCGAUUUCACCUUCGUCUGCCCAACCGAGAUUAUCCAGUACAACGAUGCCCUCCCCCGCUUCCGCGCCAUCAACACGACCGUCCUCGGCGUCUCGACCGACUCUCACUUCUCCCACCUCGCCUGGACGGAGCGCCCUCGCAAGCAAGGCGGUCUCGGCGAUGACCUCCAGCUGCCAUUGGUCGCUGACAAGUCCCAUAAGAUCUCGCGCAGCUAUGGCGUGCUGAUCGAAGAUGAGGGCGUCGCUCUGCGCGGGCUUUUCAUCAUCGAUCCCAAGGGCAUCCUGCGCCAGAUCACCGUCAACGACCUCCCGGUUGGCCGCAAUGUUGAGGAGACAAUUCGUCUUGUAGAGGCUUUCCAGUUUACUGACGAGCACGGUGAAGUCUGUCCUGCUGGCUGGCAGAACGGCAGCAAGACAGAUGAGCUGGAGAGGAGCAGCAUCGCGAGCAGCCACAACCACGGCUGUAACGACCAGGACAGCGAGGACGGGGCUGACGACGACGCAGGGGACGAGGGUAUGUAUUCCCGGAAGGACAACGACACGCUCAACCGGGCCGUCUUCUUGUUCAUGGUGGCUUCAAUCAAGACGCAGGUGGGCGGGCAUAUCUAUUCAAACUCGCUGCUCUGCUUCUGUGCGGCGUUAGGGAUCCGGUCCCAUCCGCUCGGGUAUACCGAGCCGCACUUAUACACGGGGAUGCUGGCCGCCAUUUUGUGGUGGUCCCGGCUCUUCUUCUUAGAGGCCGCGUUCGAGGACCAGCCCCGGGAUCAGGACGAGGUCGGGAUCAAAGCAGUGAUCGCGUUCCGGGAUCAACAUGCCGUUUGGAUGUGUGUAGGCGCGCAUAUGGUCGUCAGCACCAUCAUCGGAUGGAUGGCGCUGGGGAAAGGGUGGCGAAUGCGGAUGGGUGGGCAGCCGUCGGUGCGUUGGGCUGAGGACGGCGAGUCGCUAUUCCACAACGGCGAGCGCAUCAUGGUUUAG